AUGCGUUGGGCUACAAGUGCGUUUGAUCGUGUGUGGACCAUUGCGGAACAACUCAUGAACAGCACUCCGGCCAACCUCCCAAAUUCAAUUCAACCGUUCAUCCAGCAUGAUGUAAUCAGUUCCGCUUCAUUACGCGCAAAGGUGUCCAUCGUGAAAGGUGCGGUUCACAAUGAAGUGAUGAGGAUCUCAGGGAUAUCUUGCAGGUGGGAUUUCAAAAUCAUGCAAGUGCUGAUGAGGAGUGAAGCUCAGGCCGGCGACAUCGAUUUGAUGAAUCGUUGGAAGUGGCAGAUUCAGAAGAUGAAAGAACUCGAGUGGAUCGACUUUGGGUCAACCAAAGCGGGUGACUUUGAUCGUCUUAUGCCUGUAGAUCAAGUUAGACGCGAUAUCAUACCCCAAGGUUAUCUCUUUGGUGGACCUGAAGAACCCGAACACCCUGAAGAAGAAGAUGAUGCAAGUGCGCCCGGUGAGGAGGAUUGGGAGUUGAGAAUCGAUCAAGGCAUGUUGCAAAACGUGUUUGACGUUGUAGGAAAUGAAUUGGAGGAGCCUAAUUGA
Molecule: messenger RNA, 552 nt
Organism: Melampsora larici-populina 98AG31
Lineage: Eukaryota; Fungi; Basidiomycota; Pucciniomycetes; Pucciniales; Melampsoraceae
Exons: 1
Coding region: 1-552 (183 amino acids)
Source: RefSeq, a predicted model, not a curated record